This is a messenger RNA of Trypanosoma conorhini, 315 nucleotides long. RefSeq lists its product as uncharacterized. The record is from RefSeq and is a predicted model, not a curated record. The coding region runs from base 1 to 315 and encodes 104 amino acids. Lineage: Eukaryota; Euglenozoa; Kinetoplastea; Trypanosomatida; Trypanosomatidae. The transcript has a single exon.
AUGGCCUCGGAGCUGCGGCAGAGGCUGCACGUCAUCGCCGACUACCUAGACGAGGGCGAGGCACUGUUUAACGAAGUCUUUGCGCACCAACAUGGCGUCGACGCAGCACCACGCCAGGCGAGCCAUCCGUCGACGGAGUCCGCGUUCUCUGCGUCGCCUCCCACAUCCCCUGCAACGGCGCCGCGGGAGCUGCAAAUGUCACCCGAAGUUCAGCACGCACUGCGGACUGGACGCGAAGUCCACGAACGCGUGAGGCAUGUGCUACAAGAAGCGGCCAGGAAUCCCGCCUUCACACUUGCAACCCUUCGCUGCUGA